AUGGAGGCCUCCGCGGGGCCUGUGUCUCACUGCGGUGGUGUCGAGACAGAAGAAGAGUUGCUGCUGUCAGAUGACAGUUUGCCUUCAGCAGAUGAGACAGAGUCAGAUCCGUUGCUGCUGCUGCUGCCAGUGGCUUCUCCCCUUGCUGCUGCUGCUGCUGCUCCCAGCAGCAGCACCCGAAGCAGCGUGGCUGCAGCAAAGCCGAAGCAUAAGAAGCGCUACACCCCCACGCCGAGAGCGUGGGCCAAAGGAAGGAUGCUGCCCAGCCGCAGCAGCAGCAGCAGAAGCAGCAGCAGCAGCAGCAGCAGCAGCAGCAGCAGCUACUGCCGCAGCAGCCCCAGCAGCAGCCGCAGAAACAGCACCGUGCUGCCAACUUCCCAAGUAGAGCAGCGCCAAGACAGCCUCUGCAGCGCCACCACAGCAGCAGACAGCCGCAUGCAGAGCAGCAGCAGCAGCAGCAGCCGGACAGAGCUGCCGCACAUCAAAGACUCAGCCAAACCCCCUUCACUGCAGAAACCUAACAGCAGCAGCAGCAGCAGCAACAGCUGGGCCGACAUGCCCUCUCCUGCUCGUGCUGCAAUUGCGAAGAAGCUGCAACAAAGUCACCAGAUACUCCAAGAGGGAAGAAGACGCGCAAACCCACAGCUGCAGCAGCAGCAGCAGCAGCAGCAGCAGCAGCAACGGCGGCGGCGAGACCGCGAAGCUGCUUCCGCCCCCGGCCGUAGCAGUGCAGGCUCCCGGGCCAGCGGCGUCUGCAGCAGAAGCAGCAGCAGCAGCAACAACUUCAACAGCCGCAGCAGCCGCAACAUCCACUGCAGCGGCAGAAGCAGCAGCAGGAGCAGCAGCGCGUGUCAGCCGUUUCCAACAGGCAGCACUCGCAGCAGCAGACCCGACCCCAGGAGAACCCCAACAGCAGCAGCAGCAGCAGAGGCCGAAAGAAGGGGCCCCCUGUGUCCCCACGGGCUGCGCUUCCGCAGCCUUUGCUGCUUCUGCAGCAGCCCCGAUGCCAAAAGAGCAGCAGCAGCAACAGGAGGGGCCCGUUUGCUGCAGCCCACAAUUGCUUCUUUAAUGCAUGCAGCCAGCAGGCUAGUGAGCCGGCAGGCGCUGCUGCAGCAGCGGGCAUCUUCAGCUCCCGCACCUCUGCCCCUCCCCGCGCGCUCUCGCUCAAGUGUCUGUUCAGCUCCUGCGAAGCCCGCAGCAGCAAAGCGCAGCAAAAGUGCUCACGUGUUUGAACGGUUGUGGGGAGACGCGCUGGAGAAGCAAAAGAAGCAGCAGCAGCAGCAAAACAGAAGACACGGCAGCACGGGGCCCUGGGGGGCCCGGCUGAGUGACCCUGGGGAGGCUUUGUGGGGAGCUUUGUGGGCGGCCGGCAGCAGCAGCAGGACUGCAGCAGCAAGAGGAAAGGCCCGGAAGGCCUCACCCCUUGCCACAGACAGAGAGGGACAGAUUAUUGCUGCCAGCAAAGGCAAGCAGCAGCAGCAGCAGCAGCAGCAGCACGGGAGGCAGCGGGGAGCAGAGACAGGCUACUGCAGCGAAGCUGACCAGGCGCUUGACGCAGCAGCAGCAGCAGCGGCAGCAACAGCCCCAGCAGCAGCAGCAACACCACCACCACCAACAGCAGCAGCAGCAGCACCAGCAGCAGCAUUUUCGCUCAUGACCCCCACAGGGCCCCUUGCCCUCAGCGCUGUGCCGCUGCUGCCAGGGGGGACUUGGCUGCCUUUGCUGCCGCAGCCACAUGUCUUUACCCCUCGCUCUGCUGCAGCACGGCAGCUGCGCCAGCAGCAGCAGCAGCAGCAGCAGCAGAAGUUGCAGCUGCAGCAGCAAGUGGUGAUGCAGCACCACCCGCAGCAACAAGGGAGACCCGCGGAGGACCAGUGGUCCGCUCUUUCAACAACAGAAACACCCACAAAAGCUUAUGAAAACGAAUUGCUGCUGCAGCAGCAGCAGCAGCAGCGGCAGGGAGCACAGUUGCUGCGAAGAACAAACAGCAGAGGCAUCGGCAAGUGCUAUGAAAACGGCGAUGACAGAGAAUUCCUGCUGCAGCAGCAGCAGCUGCUGCAACCUGUGCAGCAGCAGCGAAACCUCCAGCAGCCGCAACAACUGCAGCAGCAGCAGCAACUGAUGUCGCAGCCUUUGUGGAAGCUGCCAGUCACACCGACAGGGCAGAGCCCCAAAAUGGCUGUUCCAGUGCAGCAGCAACAGCCGCAACAGCAACAGCUGCAGCGGCAACAGCAGAAGCUGCUGCAGCAGCGGCUGCUGCAGCAGCAGCAACAAGUUGAUGGGUCUUACCAACUACCUGCUCAGGGGUACGGCCCUCUUAGCCAGCAGCAGCAAAGGCAGCAACUCCAGCAGCAGGCAUCUCUCUUCCUCCCUCGCCAGCAGCAGCAGCAGCUGCAGCAGCAACAGCUGCAGCAACAGCUGCAGCAACAGCAGCAGCAGCAGCAGACGAGGCCAGUCAAGGGCCUGCUGAAUCAACGCAACGCCCAGAGCCUGAAGGACUACCUUGGCCAAAGCUAUCCAGCUCAACGACAGCAACUGCAGCAGCUGCAGCCGCAACCGCAGCAGCUGCAGCAGCUGCAGCAACAGCAGCAAACACGUCCUGCUGCUGCUGCUGCUGUUAGUCCAGCUGCUGUCUUGCCAGGAAGCUCUCAGGGACUGGACCAGCCGCCCUUGUGGCAACGUAACUUCUUUCAGCAGCCGCGCAUGCAGCAGCAACAACUGCAGCAACAGCAGCAGCAGAUCUUCCAGCUGCAGCAGCAAGCGAUGCGUCAAGGAUUCCAGCAGCAGCCCCAACAACUUCGCCAGGCACAGCAGCAGCAACAAAUGCUGCUGCAGCAACAGAAGCAGCGGUAUCUGCAGCUGCAGCAGCAACAGCUGCAGCAGCAGCAGCUGCAGCAGCUGCAGCACAGUCGAGGGGCCUUUUCCAGGGCCUUUCCCGCCCAGAAGGUGCAGCAGCUGCCCCAGCUGCUGCAGCAGCAGCAGACGGCGCUGCGCCAGCCAGCUGCACCAAGAGCAGCAGCAGCAGCAAAUGCUCCUGGCAUAACUGCAGCAGGAACGCUGCCGCUGAGGAGCAGCUCCCGUUCUUCGCUUUUGAGUCAUUAG
Molecule: messenger RNA, 3102 nt
Organism: Eimeria tenella
Lineage: Eukaryota; Apicomplexa; Conoidasida; Eucoccidiorida; Eimeriidae
Exons: 4
Coding region: 1-3102 (1033 amino acids)
Source: RefSeq, a predicted model, not a curated record